Messenger RNA from Diaporthe citri, 654 nucleotides. RefSeq lists its product as uncharacterized. The transcript has a single exon. Gene Ontology annotation, cellular component: membrane; cytoplasm. NCBI's taxonomy places the organism in Eukaryota, Fungi, Ascomycota, Sordariomycetes, Diaporthales, Diaporthaceae. Bases 1 to 654 code for a protein of 217 amino acids. The record is from RefSeq and is a predicted model, not a curated record.
AUGGGGCCACUCAUGACAACCGCCGUCCGGGCGCUCUUCCUCAAAGCCGGUGCCAACGUCACCGCCCAGCUGGCCUCACGCUGGCACACCCAGGACCCCAUCCCCCAGCCCAUCGACCGCCAGCGUAUCGUCGAGUUUGCCAUCUACGGCUUCUUCCAGGCCCAGCUUGGAUACUGCUGGCACAUCUUCCUCGAGCGGCUGUUCCCCAGCCGCCACUCCCUCCCGGCCGAGUCGCCCGCUCCGCCAAAGCCAGAGAAAAAGGACGACGACGAGGAGCGCCGCAUGAGCACCGAGGGCACCUCUGCAAAGUUCCUCGAGUCCCUGAGGGCGACACGUACCGGGGUUAGAUGGCCCUGCAUCAUCGCAAAGCUGGUGCUCGACCAGACCGUCGGCAUGGUUACCUUUCUCACCAUCUUUCUCGUCUGGACCAACUGGUUCCGCGUCGACACUUUCGCCGAGAUAGCAGCCAUAUGGAGGGCAAAGCUGUUUGUCAUCCUGUCCACCGGUUGGAUGAUUUGGCCUUGGGUCAUGCUGCUUAACUUUGUCUUCGUGCCGGUAGAGAAACGGCAGUUCGUGGCUGUUUGCGUUGGCUUCUGCUGGAAUGUCAUACUUAGUCUCCUUACCCAUCCUGACCCGCCUCACUCACAUCACUGA